Trypanosoma rangeli is the source of this 891-nucleotide messenger RNA. RefSeq names its product group II trans-sialidase superfamily. The record is from RefSeq and is a predicted model, not a curated record. Gene Ontology annotation, molecular function: exo-alpha-sialidase activity. The transcript has a single exon. NCBI's taxonomy places the organism in Eukaryota, Euglenozoa, Kinetoplastea, Trypanosomatida, Trypanosomatidae. The coding region runs from base 1 to 891 and encodes 296 amino acids.
AUGCUCAGCAGCUCCCUGCUGCACUCCAAUGGUGCGCUGUAUUUUUUGCAAGAGAAGAACGAUUACCCGACAAGGAGCUUGUUACUUUCCCUCCUAACGGAGGAGCUGAAGACAAUUACGUCUGUCUUGGAGACUUGGGCAAAACUGGACUCCUUCCUCUCCAAGUCGUCUGUGCCCACGGCCGGUCUGGUUGGAUUCUUGUCGGAUGCAUCGGGUGAUGAAACUUGGAACGACGCGUACCGUUGCUUGAAUGCAGUUGUGGCGAAUGCAACGAAGGUCGAAAAUGGCUUUAAGUUCACGGGGUCCGAAUCAUACGCCAUGUGGCCGGUGAACAUGUGGUACAAUGGCAAGCUGUACGGCUUUUUGAACUACGCGUUUACGCUUGUAGCGACGGUGACCAUCGAUGAGGUACCGAAGGAGAGCGGUCGUUUACUGGGCGCGAGCUUGAAUGAUAAGGAAAACACAGAGUUUGUGGGGCUGUCGUACACGACGGAGAAACAGUGGGGGACAGUCUUCAACGGCAUCACGACAACAACACACAGCAGCACUUGGGAGCCGGGGAAGGAGUACAAAGUGGCGCUCAUGCUGGAGGGUAACAAGGGCUCCGUGUACGUGGACGGCGUGCUCGUGGGAAAAUCGGACACACUACCAACGCUUCAAAAAAGGAGUGACAAAAUAUCAGGCUUUUACUUUGGCGGCAGCAAAGACGGCAGCGCGACAGUAAAGAACGUCUUUUUGUACAACCGCCCAUUGAGUGAGCAGGAACUCAAAAAGGUCGACGACUACGAUCCAUCUGGGAAAAAUGGAGGCGACAGCUCCAUGCGUGCGGAUGUGUCUUGCGUGCUGCUGCUGCUGCUGCUGGGGCUAUGGUGCCUUGCGGUUCUAUCCUAA